UUUAGUUCCUUAAGGAGCUAUAUCAACCUGUUCCACAAGUAUAUGAUUGGAGAAUACUUAUUUAGCUGUUAAUUCAAUAUAUGUCUGUUAUAUUAGACAAAAUGUCUGUUGUUCUACGAUGCAGGUUUUCAUAGUUUUUCUAUACCCCUUAAUGACAUCCUCUGGUUAAACAAAUAUUAAUCAGUUUUUGUAAAGCUGCUCCAGCAGGCCACAGAAAUUUGCACUUCUGGAGCUUUCAUUUCUUUAGCCCUUGAGACUAUGCUAGGUCUUAGAGAUUCCCAAGGCAUAAUUUGCCUUACAGGUGAAGAUUUCAGAGUUAGUGGCCUGACCACAAAACAGACCUCAGGUAGAGACCAGAUAAGAAAGUUGAUGACUUUAGUUAAGUAGAGCACAUCUGAAAGGGAAGAAUUAAAAUUAAGGGCCAGUCAAGGCUUCUUUUCAGUUAACACCAAUCCAUUUAUUAGUGCCUUUUAGUUACUGCUAUGUAGCAAUUUUAAAUGUCUUGUUGAACCACAUUUUAUUAGCAUUAUCCCCAUUCUGAUAUUUUGAAGAUGUGAUGAGGGUGGGGUGGGGGAGCCUUGACAGAAGUGAAGUAGAAUAGGGCAGACUAUCUCUGCAGUACGGGAAUAUUAUACACUUUGGGGGGCUGUAUCCUUUCAAAAAGAUCAUCAGUCAACUGGUAGCUCUUAUCCUUUGGCCAGAGCUAGUUAUCAGUAUAUACCUUUUUGUGAAGAACAUUGCAAAGACCCAAGGCUAGAACUUAGCUCCGUGGGAGGCAAACCACAGUUGUCCUCAAAUACUUCAAAGAAACCAUUCUGAGGGAAAAGAGCUCAUUGUUUUCCAAAGAGUGAUCAGUUAUAGCAGGAAAGACAAAAAAUGAGGGCAGUGUGAAAAUGACUGUCAUUCCUUAUGUUAGAUGUGCUUUAACAGAGGUUAGGUCAGCAGGAAUUCUGGCAAUGGGAUUAAUGUACUGUAUCAGGCGAGAUAGCAGAAUCCCAUGUGAUGCAGUCUUCGCAUUAACAUCUCUGUCCCUUAUCAAAUUAGAAGAGAAUCUUUGCUGAUUUCUUUCAGACUGUGAUAAAUAACUGUGAGCCCAAAGCUUCCCAUUCCUGCAGUGACUGUAAAAGAGGAUUGAAGCAGACAGUCUGUAGCCUAGAAUAAGAUCUCUUUAACUUUGCUUACUAAUUGCCACCCUGGCAUUAGUUUAAACCUAGAAUUUAAGCCCUAAUUUUCUAUGUAGUAACGAUAACCAUGGUUUUUAUGGUUUACAUAUGCAAGUUCUUUGGCUUGUCCAUCUCUGUAAAGGUAGAAGGUUACCGAUUUUUUAACGAGAGACAAUGUGUAGUAAGUAUGUGACAAAAGAGGAUGGGCAUUGGCAGUGGUCACACCUGGUUUUGAAUUCUGGCUCUCCCACAUGGUAGCUUUUCAAUUCUUUCAAGUUCAUUUUUUUCAUUCAUAAGUGGGGCAUUUACCUUUUUGGGGGGUUGUGAGAGUAGGUGAGAGAGUAUAGAAUGGUUAGCACAUUGAUUGGUUCAGUUAGUGAAGGUUGCUUUGCAAGAGCUGUUAUUGUAAUCAGACCAAGUGAUCCUUGAGGUCUCUUCUUAACUCUUCAGUUUUGUGAUUCGAAAGUUAACACAAUCAUCUGCACCAGCCCUGUGCAAAUAGAACAACUCAUGUAAGACUUAGUGAUUUGGGGCUUCAUUUAUGUUCUUGAGAAUUAAUAAUUUUAGCUGUCGUUAGUGAGCAGACAAGUGACUCUCUGACAACCUCCAUUAUAGACAAAACAUCCCAGAUAAUGAAGUAUCGACUGUCUCCCUACUUACCAUACCAAAACCCCUGCAGUGGUGGAAGUAAUCUGCCUUACUGUUCCCAUCUGGUGGAUGGAACACAGUCAGCCUCCCAGAUAAAUAGCUUUCUGUGAGCUCAGCAUCCUUUCAGUUUGGUUCACUUGGAUACUCUUAGCUAACUUGCAUUUGUCUUUUUCAGAAAUGAAAUUUUCAUUUUUCAGAAUGUCAUUUCAAUUUCAAUUCAUUUUCAGUUUUCAGAAUGUCAUUUUUCCAAAAUGUCCAGGGAGUGAUAAACACAGGAUAGAGUAAUUAUUAGGAAAUGGAUAGACCAAGAGAACCUGGUUUGUUGGGAUUUAGGUUAGAACUGGGAGCUUCCUCACAUCUUACUCAUUUUUUAGUUGUGUGCUCUGCAGAGCCCUAGAGGUUCUCUGGACCAGAGAGUACCUUUGGGUUGGGGAAGGGGGGAGGGGGGCGGUGCUGAUCAGGUAGGUGGUCCUUCCUCAGCCACCAGUCCAGUAAUAGGUGCAAGUUAUCCAGGUUAAAAGUGUGUUGUUCCUAGUCGAAGAUUUCUGUGCCUUAAACACCACCAAGGCAGUGAUAAAAAGCCUUAGCUCUGUAAGAUAUUAACUCAGGAUAAGUGGGGUUUCUGACACAUGUCCUCUUUUGCGUAAGGAAUAUGUUUUCUGUUUAACCAUUUUUCAGCUGUAGUGUCAGUCUUACAAAAUUUUUAAAAUGACACCUUUGGUUAACUUUUGAUAAAAAUUAGAAGUGACUAGUAAAUGUUCAUGAACAGAAAGGUGAACUUGCCUCUAAAUACUUCUGAAUUUCUCAGGCUUCACAGAUUCCAGUUUUCUCACACUAUUGAAGAAGAUGCCAGACGUCGAACAGCUAUAUGGCCUUCACCCUAGAUACCUUGAGAGGCGAAGGGUACGGGGGCAUGAGGCUUUUAGCAUUCCAGGAGUUCUGGAAGCUUUGCAGGCAUGCCCAAACUUAGUGGGGUGAAUGUUCCUGAAAUUCCUUGUAUCCCGAUGCUAAGGCACCUUUAUAUGAAAUGGGUAAGACUCACCAAACCACAGCCGUUCAAAGACUUCCUUUGCAUCAGUUUACGAACUUUCGUCAUGAGGAACUGUGCAGGACCCACAAACUCCUUGAAGUAUGUCCCCUUAGUAACAGGCUUAGCCUCUGCCCGAAACUUGGAACAUUUGGAAAUGGUUCGAGUUCCUUUCCUUGGAGGUCUUAUCCAACACGUAGUUGAAGACAGUUGGAGAUCAGGUGGUUUUAGAAAUUUGCACACUAUUGUUUUGGGAGCUUGCAAAAAUGCUCUUGAAGUAGAUCUUGGUUACCUCAUCAUCACUGCUGCUCGUAGGUUACAUGAAGUUCGGAUCCAGCCUUCCCUAACCAAAGAUGGCGUCUUUUCUGCCCUAAAGAUGGCAGAGUUGGAGUUCCCCCAGUUUGAAACACUUCAUCUGGGAUAUGUAGAUGAGUUUUUGCUGCAGAGUAGAAUGGCGAAUGCAGAUCUGGUAAAGUAUGGUUUGGCCGAUGUGGUAGAAAAUCCUGGUAUCAUCACCGAUAUAGGGAUGAAGGCAGUCAAUGAAGUUUUUUCCUGUAUCAAAUACCUGGCAAUUUAUAAUUGCCCCCAUCUACAUAACCCAUACAAUUGGAUCUCAGACCACUCAAGAUGGACUCGAUUGGUUGAUAUCAACUUAGUGCGGUGCCACGCUUUGAAGCUGGACUCCUUUGGCCAGUUUAUUGAAUUGUUGCCCAGCCUGGAGUUUAUUUCGCUAGACCAGAUGUUUCGUGAGCCACCCAAAGGCUGUGCUCGAGUUGGUCUAAGUGCAGGCACAGGAAUCGGGGUUUCCUCGGCCCUUGUUAGCAACCAGAACUCCAACAAUGACAAUGACAAUAAUGCCCAGAAUAAUGCCAACAUCCACGAUAACAAUCACCAUCAUCCAGAUGACUCCGAUGAGGAGAACGACUUCCGGCCAGACCUGCAGCCAGGAGAGCAGCAGUUUGCAGCCGACGCAUUGAAUGAGAUGGAAGACAUGGUGCCAGAAGACGGAGAGGUGGUGGCUGCGAGCGGACGGGAGAUGGCAGCUCGCAGUCAGGCGGUCAUCCCUGUGGAUGUUGACGAGGAGCAAGCAGGACCCAGUGGUCUUCAGCGUGUUGUAAAACCAACCCCAAUUACUGUUCAUGAUUCAGAGAGUGAUGAUGAGGAAGACAGUCUAGAACUUCAAGAAGUCUGGAUUCCUAAGAAUGGUGCUCGGCGUUACUCUGAGCGUGAAGAAAAAUCUGGAGAGUCCGUGCAGUCCAGGGAAUUGUCAGUAAGUGGAAAAGGCAAGACUCCACUUCGAAAGAGGUACAGCUCCCAUCAGAUGGGCCAGUCGAAGCAGUGUCCCCUCGAGGAAAGCAGCUGUGAGAAAGGCUGUCAGGUCACCAGUGAGCAGAUCAAAGCCGAUAUGAAAGCAGCUAGGGAUAUUCCUGAAAAGAAAAAAAACAAGGAUGUGUAUCCCAGCUGCAGCAGCGCCACCGCCAGCACAGCGGGAGCCUCCAGCUCACACAGCACUGCUUCUCAAAGCCCCGACUUUGUAAGGACGGUGAACAGCGGCGGCUCUUCCGAGCCUAGCCCUUCAGAAGUGGAUGUGUCCAGGCAGUGUGUCUGCUCCCCCGGUGGGUCAGAGGACUCUGAGGCCAUGGAGGAGGGAGAUGCAGAGAGUUCUGUCUGCCCCAGAUGCUGCUGUCACAGGCCCCAGGAACCCCAAAGGAGAACUAGCAGGUGUUCUGAUGAGGAACGUCCUUCAACCAGCCGAGCCUGUGUUGUGAAUGGCCCGGAUGGUACGAGAUCCGCCUUUUCCUUUAGGACUCUGCCACAAGGGGGGUCUUCAGGCCCAGCACAUGAUGAGAGGACUAAUGGGAGUGGCUCUGGGGCUACAGGUGAGGACAGGAGGGGGAGCUCCCAGCCUGAGAGCUGUGACGUGCAGUCUAAUGAAGACUACCCUCGGAGGCCCCUAACAAGGGCGAGGAGCAGACUCUCCCAUGUACCGCUGGUAUCUGAGUCAGAGGUUGCCAAAACAAAGCCACGGCAUGCCAUGAAGCGGAAACGGACAGCAGAUAAGUCCACCAGUACCAGCGACCCUGUGAUUGAGGAUGACCAUGUGCAGGUCCUCGUAUUAAAAUCCAAAAAUCUUGUUGGAGUCACUAUGACCAACUGUGGAAUCACAGAUCUAGUGCUAAAAGACUGUCCCAAGAUGAUGUUCAUCCACGCUACCAGGUGCAGGGUACUGAAACAUUUAAAAGUAGAAAAUGCACCAAUCGUAAAUCGAUUUGACUACGCACAGUGCAAGAAACUGAAUAUGGAUCAAGUACUAGACCAGAUCCUACGGAUGCCUCCUGAGAGAAACCGCAUCAUAUACCUCCGCCCGAUGCAGCAGGUGGACACACUAACAUUGGAACAGAAGCUCUUUAGUGGUCCCUACCCCUAUCACAUCUGUAUUAUCCACGAGUUCAGUAACCCUCCCAAUGUCCGGAACAAAGUGCGUAUCCGCAGCUGGAUGGAUACCAUAGCAAACAUCAAUCAAGAGCUCAUUAAGUACGAAUUCUUCCCUGAAGCCACGCGAAGUGAGGAUGAUUUAAAGAAAUAUCCCAAGUACCCGUGGGGGAGAGAAAUCUAUACUUUAGAAGGGGUUGUGGAUGGAGCUCCGUAUUCCAUGAUCUCUGACUUCCCUUGGUUGAGAUCAUUGCGGGCAGCAGAACCCAACAGCUUCGCCAGAUAUGACUUUGAAGACGAUGAAGAAAGCACCAUCUACGCUCCUCGAAGGAAAGGGCAGCUGUCUGCAGACAUCUGUAUGGAAACAAUAGGAGAGGAAAUCUCGGAGAUGCGUCAAAUGAAGAAGGGUGUGUUUCAGCGAGUAGUGGCAAUUUUUAUCCACUAUUGUGACGUCAAUGGGGAGCCGGUUGAAGAUGACUACAUUUGACUGGUCCCUCCUACUCUCCAGGUAUUCUGGCGGAAAGCCGCUGGGGUCGCUCAGCUGCCGCCGAGUGCCACAGGGAUUCAGGGCAUGCAGUUUGGAAGCCCUGGCACAUUUUGGUAUAUAGGAAAUGUACAAGGAACACUGAAGUUGUAUACAAAGAUUUGUACAUAAAGAAAACAUACAAAGACAGUUCCUGAGUACCAACUUUAUAUCAUAUGUUUAUACAAUUUAAUUUAAGAAUUCAUUUUAAUGAAGGCAGAUAAUUGGAAAGAGUUCAUUUCGUUCAUUUUCGUUCAUUUUUCCUGACUUAGUUCAUAAAGUGUCACUUUUUGGCUGAGCCCCCAAUUUACUAUAUUCUUGAUAAUCAUUGUCAUCCCCUUAAAUCUGUGCCUUUUUCUUCUCGAGCAAAGCUGUUUGAGUAAAUCUGUUGAAGAGUC
Prionailurus viverrinus (fishing cat) is the source of this 6192-nucleotide messenger RNA. RefSeq names its product F-box protein 38 (gene FBXO38). The coding region runs from base 2768 to 5758 and encodes 996 amino acids. The transcript is spliced from 18 exons. NCBI's taxonomy places the organism in Eukaryota, Metazoa, Chordata, Mammalia, Carnivora, Felidae. Gene Ontology annotation, molecular function: protein binding. The record is from RefSeq and is a predicted model, not a curated record. Gene Ontology annotation, biological process: SCF-dependent proteasomal ubiquitin-dependent protein catabolic process; protein K48-linked ubiquitination. Gene Ontology annotation, cellular component: nucleus; cytoplasm.